GUCAUUCGGGGGAUUUUGCGUGAAGGGCGUGGUGAUGUGUGUCUGCGUGCGGUCUGCGGUCCACCGCCAAAUUCAAACAGUAGAAGAAAGAAACAACAGCAAGAGGCAGCUGAAGUAGUCGAAUCUCACAACUGGUACUUUCAGGUAAGCUCAGUCAGCAUGGCGUCUUCAGUGAUGGAUGGAGUAGGUAAAGCUGUGGUGGGAGUGUGGCGGGCACAUACAGUCUUGGAUGAGUCGGACGGUGCAGAGAGCUCCCCAGAAGCCCCCGACCGUUUCCGCAAGCUUCGCUCUUCGUCUUCACUUAACUCUCUGCGAAUGUCUUUGCGCAAGCGGCUCCCGCUACGUUCGGUCCAGACCAACUCUCUCCCAGAAAAUCCAACAUGGGAGACCCAGAAGGAACAGCCAAAGCCCAACACAGUCCGCAAACUUACCCGCAGUGCUCGGAACUCCAUUACUGGAGUAUAUCAGAGGCUGCAGAGGACCAGAGAGUUUGCGCGUGAGGAGUGUUUGGUAGCGACCCCGGGUCAGACAUGUGAUGGGGAAGAAGCUGGCACAUCAACUUCUCGCACCCCAAGACGUACGCCUAGCCGGGCUGCGACUCCCAGACGCACCCCCAGAUCAGCAGUCACACCUGGACGUACCCCAGGCUCUAGGGGAAGGAGGACUCCUGAUGCUGGCGUCCGAGGGGUGAAAACAGGAGGAGGCAGGCGGCAGCUUGUCCGCAUGGCUGCAUUACGAAGUCCCUUUGCCUCCCCCAACACACAGAACCAGAGGCUAAAGUUUGACCAAGAUUUGGAGUCGGUGUCCAGUGGAAUCAGGAGGCUCAAACAUCUGUCCAAGGCCUUUGAUAAUAUUAUUGGCAGAGACAACGGGACAAGCACAAGGGAACAUUCUGGAGGAGCAGUGAUGAGAAAGUUGGACCCCAGCGGUAAACUCAGUCGCUCAAACCUCACGCAUCGAGCCACAAACCUCUCAAACACACUGGGAAGUUGGGCCCACACAGCUGUGAACACUGUUCGCAAACCCAACUGAACUACAUGCAUGUCUGUAUGUAAAACACGGGACCUUUUUGUAGCCAUGUUUCACAUUUAGCAUUAUUGAGGUAUCACUGUUACAUUUACAUGUAGUGUUGUCAUGAUACUGGGAGACUGUUACAUGGCAGCUUGCCACCUUUUUUAUUUACUGUAUGUUGUGUGUAGUUGGCAAGAUUCAAGUAAUCUUUGUGUGUUUACAUCUCAGGUUAGCUGGUUAUUGGUAAUAUAUCCUCAUUGUAGCUACCAAAGGGAUUUCUGUAUUGUGGUGUUAUGUACUUGUCAUAGCUGCUACAACCAAAUGUCUUAGUUUUUUUCAUUUACAUUUUCAAGAUACUAAUAUUGUAGUUUGUAUUGUCACUUUCAGCAUAGAAACCUUUUGCGUGUUUCUAAUAUUUACUUUAAAAGAAAUGCUGCACAAGACCAAAAUUGUAUCUGCAGAACUAACACUAAAGUUAUUGACAAAGGGGGGAUGCAUUUUUCUUCUACUUUAUAUGUAUGCAAUAAUGUAACAAAAAAUUGUUUUACUGUUUUUUUUUUUUAUGACAUUUGAUUAUGUACAACUUGUAAACUGUAUUUUCCAUUAAGGGGACUUUUUUAUAUACACGAUGUUCCAAAUUAUUAUGCAAAUGAUAUUUUACGCAGAUUUUCCUAAAUGGUUGAUGCAAAUGAGAUAUAUAGACAGACAGACAGAUAU
Molecule: messenger RNA, 1728 nt
Organism: Perca flavescens (yellow perch)
Lineage: Eukaryota; Metazoa; Chordata; Actinopteri; Perciformes; Percidae
Gene: pimreg
Product: PICALM interacting mitotic regulator
Exons: 5
Coding region: 160-1032 (290 amino acids)
Source: RefSeq, a predicted model, not a curated record